AUCAUGAUUAGGGACGUAUUCGUUCUCAACUCAGUGCUUUCGAUUGAUUAUGAAUGCAACACUUAUAUGACAAAAUCAAGGAGUCUUGACCGAACCAGAUUUCGCUAUGAAACUUCAAAAAGAUCAACUAAUACGACAUGGAUGACGCGUUCAUUUCAGAUGCAUUUUCAAAAGAGUUACGAUGAGGAUUUUUACGAAUUUCCAUUGGACGGUAGUGUUACAUCGAGUUUGAAGAAUUUCACAACGUUCUGUCGAAUCACCAAAGAGAAAGUGAAGUGUUGGGAGGAGCAGUGUCAUUUGCAACGACAGAGUAUUCCGUGGACAACCGAUGUGCACAUUUGUCUAUUCAGAAGAAAGCAAUUCGAAGACUCACUCGACUGCCUCAAGUAUGUGAUGCAGUUCGUUAAAUCCAUCAUAAAUCAUCGCUUCUCGAUGGAAACCAAUUGUCUGAUUACUUUUGAGAAAAUUGAGAAUUCAGCCGAAAAGAAAUAUUUGUCGAAUCUUCAUUUGAGCGCUUCAAACAUACAUCAAUACCAUCAACUCAAUAAACAAUGCUACUUCCAAAUAUGUCAACUUAAAUGCAGAGUUUGUCUUUCAACUUCUCUUUUUUUUUCUAAAUCCUGCUAA
Messenger RNA from Anisakis simplex (herring worm), 627 nucleotides. The record is from the annotation of a GenBank genome assembly. NCBI's taxonomy places the organism in Eukaryota, Metazoa, Nematoda, Chromadorea, Rhabditida, Anisakidae.